This is a messenger RNA of Aspergillus costaricaensis CBS 115574, 643 nucleotides long. RefSeq lists its product as uncharacterized. The record is from RefSeq and is a predicted model, not a curated record. NCBI's taxonomy places the organism in Eukaryota, Fungi, Ascomycota, Eurotiomycetes, Eurotiales, Aspergillaceae. The transcript has a single exon. Bases 266 to 547 code for a protein of 93 amino acids.
GGGAGGGUCAAUGGUGCUGGAACUGAGUCGCAGACUCUUCUACAGUGCAAUGAAUGGGUCUGACAGUGUCUUGUCUCAGUGAAAGGUGGGUUUCCUACUGAUUUUUCCCUCUUGGUGUCUGCAUCUUCAAGGGUUCUACUUUCCAUUCAUGCUGACGUCACGCCGGCAAACUCUCGGCCAAACAUACUUAGUUCUGCCUCGUCCAGCGUUGCCUCCCUCACGUCACCUUGAACUCAACUGUUUUUUUAUUCUCCCCGGGGAAAUUAUGAGUCUAUUGACAUGGGCGAAUAAUUUAAUAUCCAUUAUAUACUCCUCUCUCAAUUCCAAUGCGAUGAAUGUGCUUCAAUUGAAGAAAAAGCAGACAGCACCGAGAUUCGUCCAGAAAACCGCCGACGGACUAGUCUCGGCCCGUAUCGGUUAUCUGCUGUUCGGCCACACGGAAGCUAAGCUGAUCUUGAUCUGUGCUACUCUGUUGCUGCUGUUUCUGCUGUCUCUCUGCUCGUCUGCUUCCAGCAAGCUUCCGCCUAUUACUAACUACUACUGCUAAACCAACUAGUCUAGACUCAUUUCAUUCCGCUUCAAUCCAAUUCGAUUCAUUCAAUAUCGGUUGAUCAACAACUCCCAUAGUCCUAGUUACACAUAC